Molecule: messenger RNA, 1005 nt
Organism: Miscanthus lutarioriparius
Lineage: Eukaryota; Viridiplantae; Streptophyta; Magnoliopsida; Poales; Poaceae
Source: the annotation of a GenBank genome assembly
AUGGAGGAAAUCCGGUGUGUUUUGGAGGAAACUCAGGAGGAGCCUGCAGAUCCUUUGUUGAGGAUAGUUGAGCGCCCCGUGGAAGAGGAGCACGAGGAGAAGUGCGGCGGCGGCGGCGGCGACGGCGAGGAGGAGGAAGACAGAGACGGAGGCGACACGGUGGAAGAGGACAGCGACGACAGCGUGGAGGCUUUGGACGAGAACGGCAACCCGUGUCUGCCAUACUUCGUAUCCUGGGAUCCACCGGUUAAAGUUUGCGCGGUAGCUGCACCAACUCAUCCGUAUUUCAGACCUUGUGCGAUGAUGCAAAUGUUCUCUUUGAGAUUAUCAAGCCCUUUAGCUCAUCCUGUUAAUAUCUAUGGGACAUUUUCUGUUCGUGAUUGCUGGGAGCCACUCCGCAAUUAUGUAUUUAAGCACUCAAGAGAUGAUCCAGCCAUGAUUCCUCAGUAUAUAUUUUUUGACAUUGAUCUUUGGAUAAAAGAGGAAGGGGAUGGAUCUGCUGACAAACCUUUGUUUUGUGGCUAUGUCGAAUGGGAUACUUCUCGAUCGUCAUUUGGAUCGAAAUUAAAAGGACGACUUCAAGGUGAUUAUCAUGGUUUGGACAUGCAUUUUGCUGUUCUCUUGGACAGCAUUGAGACUGUUAUAGAGGUCCUUGCGGAAGCAGAAGAUCCGUUAGAUAUGGAAAUCAGUGCUCUAACCAGUGGCUUAGAUAAUGAGGUUUCGCUAUAUGAUGGCACAUUCUGUGGAAGGGGGGCAAUAUUCAGGCAUUUCCUGGCUGUGAAAAAGCAAGAUGAAUUGUCUGUUGUUCUGAAAACGGAUGAUUCGCUAUAUAAAUGGACUUUUAAGGCUGCAGCUGGAGUUCUUAUAUCACCUGAACACCCGGUCUCUGGUUUUACCCAGUAUUUUGUCAUGAAUGUAUCUUUUAGAACAAGGGGCAAAGCAGCAUCAGCAUUGCAGUGGAGUUGUAUAUGCAACGAUGUUUGUGUCUCAGAAAUGUGUCUGUAG